AUGCGCAUCGCCUUUGUCACGAACCCCGCGUCAGGCGAGGUGAACAUCCAACUGGCUACGGCUCAGGAACUGGUCUUGCAGGGACACGAAGUGACGUUUCUGUCGGGAGGCUCAUGCAGCCGCAAAAUUGACUGGCUUCGAUCCGUGCUGGCUCCUCAGCUGCGGCACAAUGUUCACUUUAUCAACCUGGGUUCUGGGCAAGCCGUGGAUGAUUUCGCAGAGCUUUGCCACAAUCGCAUAUCUUCGAUGCGUAAGCCGCCAGGCGACCCGACUAGUUUGCGGACCUGCAUGGAGGGAGCACUCGACGAGGUAGAGAAGCACGCCGCCAUGGCCGUCGAGGUGUGCGACUACUUGAACGAGCUCGAUCCAGACAUGGUUUGUGUCGAUGCCCUGUCAUCCACGCUCAUCACGGGCAUUCGCUUAACCGGGCGGAAAUUCAUUCUCAUGAUACCGUGUUCGCCUGGAAUGACGGCCCUGUCCGGGGCCUUGUCGCCGCACCCCGUGGCUGCAAACAGAGACGGUUCAUGGAAGACGUUCUUGGAAAACCUUUAUCUGCGUACUCAUGAAUUCAUCUACAGCCGCACAAACAAGGCUCGCAUUGCCAAGCGGCGAAUCCUCCUCAGGCGCUUCGGCUUGAGGUCGUACGGCACAUCCGGCGACACAUGGCUGCUCCCGCCGCACUGGGAAGACGACAACUGCGUGGCGGGCAUUCACUUCAACACGCCCGGGCUGCUGGACUGCCCCAAGCAGCCGUCGAAGCUGGUUUUUGUGGGAGCGGGCGUGGCCUCGAACCGCGCCGACGUCACCAAGGCCGCGUCUUGCCCGGAAAUGGAGUGGAUGGACGAGGCGCUGGCUCUGGGCAAGGACGUCAUCUACAUGAACAUGGGAUCUAUGUUUAUCUGGCAGAAGAAGGAGUUUUGGGCCUGCAUCGGGGCGUUUGAGGCCAUCUACAGGAAGAGGCAGGGCCGCAUACGGUUCCUGUUCAAGAUGAACGCGCCGCCGCCGGCAGUCAAGGAGGCCAACCCCCAUCUGUUUUCCGUCACGAGCGGCGAGCUGCCGCCGUACGUGCGGCUGACGAGCUGGAUUGAGGACCAGCACGCCGUCUACUCCCACCGUGCGCUGAAGCUGUUUGUGCACCACGGCGGCGGCAAUUCCUUCAACGAGGCCGUCUACUUUGGCGUUCCGCAGCUGAUACUCAGCCAGUGGCUGGACACGCACGAGUAUGCCAUGUGCGCGGAAAAGUUUGGCAUCGGCUUGCGCAGCGCCCGUCCUCCGCUCAUCCAGCAAGACGAGAUGGAGGCCAGGGUGUUGGCCAUCCUGGGUCCGCAGUGGCCAAACUUCAAAGUCAACUGUCAGGCCUGGGCGAUGCGAAGCCAAAUCGGCGGCGGCACCGUGUCGGCGGCCAAGAUCAUCCUCGGACACGCAGAGUCGGCCGUCCUGUCGGAUUCAUCGACGGUGUCGUUGCCUCUGACGCCCAAGGCGGAGCCGUGCGACGUCAAGACCAUGGACGAGGAAGUUGAUUUCGAGGGGAACCUUCUCGAGCAGCCAAAAUGGGCCGCGGUAGGUUGUUGA
Messenger RNA from Metarhizium album ARSEF 1941, 1572 nucleotides. Its product is annotated as UDP-glucuronosyl/UDP-glucosyltransferase. The coding region runs from base 1 to 1572 and encodes 523 amino acids. NCBI's taxonomy places the organism in Eukaryota, Fungi, Ascomycota, Sordariomycetes, Hypocreales, Clavicipitaceae. The transcript is spliced from 4 exons. The record is from RefSeq and is a predicted model, not a curated record. Gene Ontology annotation, molecular function: UDP-glycosyltransferase activity.